GAGGCCACCCUGGUGGCACCAGAGCCCUCUCAGGCAGGCAGACCCAAGGCCUCCCCGCCACACCUUGUUCAUGGAUUUUGUCGCUGGAGCCAUCGGAGGCGUCUGCGGUGUUGCUGUGGGCUACCCCCUGGACACGGUGAAGGUCAGGAUCCAGACAGAGCCAAAGUACACAGGCAUCUGGCACUGCGUCCGGGAUACGUAUCACCAAGAGCGCGUGUGGGGCUUCUACCGGGGCCUCUUGCUGCCCGUGUGCACGGUGUCCCUGGUAUCUUCCGUGUCUUUUGGCACCUACCGCCACUGCCUGGCGCACAUCUGCCGUCUCCGGUACGGCAGCCCUGACGCCAAGCCCGCCAAGGCCGACAUCACGCUCUCGGGAUGCGCUUCCGGCCUCGUCCGCGUGUUCCUGACGUCGCCCACUGAGGUGGCCAAAGUCCGCCUGCAGACGCAGACACAGGCACAGAAGCAGCAGCGGCGGCUCUCGGCCUCGGGGCCCUCGGCCGUGCCCCCCGUGUGUCCUGCGCCCUCAGCCUGCCCAGAGCCCAGGUACCGCGGGCCGCUGCACUGCCUGGCCACGGUAGCCCGUGAGGAGGGGCUGCGCGGCCUCUACAAGGGCAGCUCGGCCCUGCUCUUACGGGACGGCCACUCCUUUGCCACCUACUUCCUUUCCUACGCCGUCCUCUGCGAGUGGCUCAGCCCCGCUGGCCACAGCCAGCCAGAUGUCCUGGGCGUGCUGGUGGCUGGGGGCUGUGCGGGAGUCCUGGCCUGGGCUGUGGCCACCCCCAUGGACGUGAUCAAGUCGAGACUGCAGGCAGACGGGCAGGACCAGAGGCGCUACCGGGGUCUCCUGCACUGUGUGGUGACCAGCGUGCGAGAGGAGGGACCCCGGGUCCUUUUCAAGGGGCUGGUGCUCAAUUGCUGCCGCGCCUUCCCUGUCAAUAUGGUGGUCUUUGUCGCCUAUGAGGCGGUGCUGAGGCUCACCCGGGGUCUGCUCACAUAGCUGGUCCCCAUGCCCAGCGGCCCACCCACCGGCAGCUGCUGGAGGUUGUAGUGGCUGGAGGAGGCAAGGGGUAGUGUGGCUGGGUUUGGGACCCCACAGGGCCGUUGCCCAGGAAAAUGAGGAGCGUCCCUGCAGUGUGUCGGCCGAGGCCUGAGCUCGCCCUGCCCAGCUACUGACCUCAGGUCGAGGGGCCCGCCAGCCAUCAGCCAGGGUUGGCCUGGGGUGGCAGGAGUCAGGGAGGAGUGGGCCUCUUUGAUGAGAGCGUGAGUCGCAUGGAGUCAGUUGUUCAUCCCAGCUUCCCCAUGGCCCCAGCUUCCCAAUGGCGCCCGCCUCCCAUGUCUUUGAAGCACCCCUCCAGGGAGUCAGGUGUGUGCUCAGCCACUCUCUGCCCCAUUCCUAGACCCUUGCCCCCACCUCUGUUCCUGUGUCUUCACGAGCCGUCCCUUAUAGGCAGGGGCUUCCCACAGGCUGGGGGCCUCGGGACGGGGAGCAUGAGCUGGGCUGGCACCACGACUGAGGGCUCCCGGCCCGGCUUCUUCCCCAGAGCAGGCUGCUCCGAGGGGCUGCUGCCAGGACUGCCAUGCCCACCUGGCAGGGGCCCGGGGUGGCCAUCCUCUCCCGGUUAGGGAAUUUGGGGUGAGGUUCCUCAGGAGCCCUCACUCUGCCUGUGGACGCUGCACCUGUCACUUAAAGACCCCAAAGACUCUGUUGGGAACUGCUGUCAAUAAAAUGUUUCUGAGGAUGUUCAGGGCUGUGGCUCCAUGGCCGUGGGCGGACUGUUCCCUGCCCCC
This is a messenger RNA of Nomascus leucogenys (northern white-cheeked gibbon), 1788 nucleotides long. RefSeq names its product solute carrier family 25 member 47 (gene SLC25A47). NCBI's taxonomy places the organism in Eukaryota, Metazoa, Chordata, Mammalia, Primates, Hylobatidae. Gene Ontology annotation, molecular function: transmembrane transporter activity. Gene Ontology annotation, cellular component: mitochondrion. The record is from RefSeq and is a predicted model, not a curated record. Gene Ontology annotation, biological process: transmembrane transport.